Colletotrichum acutatum is the source of this 210-nucleotide messenger RNA. RefSeq lists its product as uncharacterized. NCBI's taxonomy places the organism in Eukaryota, Fungi, Ascomycota, Sordariomycetes, Glomerellales, Glomerellaceae. The record is from RefSeq and is a predicted model, not a curated record. The transcript is spliced from 3 exons. Bases 1 to 210 code for a protein of 69 amino acids.
AUGACCUGGAGCAUGGCUUGGCUUUUCCUGGCGCUGGCAGCCUGCAUGCAUUCCGCUGGUUUCGCAAGCGGUGUGGCGACUAGCGAUGCAUCUAAGUGGAUCAGGGUUUCCAGAGACGGUCGGCACUGGCUGGCUGUGUCCGUGGUGGCUGCCAGUACUUCGUACGGUCACUUGGCUGGGCUACCUCCCUACCAGCUCACGGGACGGUAG